AUACUACGUGUUCACUGCGGGUUCGUUCGCUUCUUCAUUGUUUAUCAGAGCGCCCAGAUAUUGAGGAAUAUAUGGACAGAUUUAGUUGUGUCAGCUAUUACUAGCGUUGUACAAAAUUUUAACCAAAUUGAUUAAGAAGAUUGUUAGCUUUAAUUUUAUUGUUAGGAAUCAAGAACAAUGGUGUUAGGAAAAUUACUACGGUCCACGGCGCGUUUUGCUGGAGCGACCCAAUGCUGUGGCCGGGCCGUUUACAGUACUCAAGUUAAAGGAAGACUCUAUACAAAGAAACACGAGUGGGUGUCUUUGGACGGCGGCGUAGGCACCGUUGGCAUUUCUAAUUAUGCACAGGAUGCUCUCGGGGAGGUUGUAUUUGUGCAGUUGCCGGAGGUAGGUCGGACAGUAGCUGCUGCUGAGGAAGUCGGUGCUUUGGAGAGUGUCAAAGCUGCCAGUGAGGUCUACUCUCCUAUAUCAGGGACUAUAACUGAGAAGAAUGACGCGGUGGAGAGCAGUCCGUCCCUCAUCAACAAGUCUUGUUAUGAAGAUGGCUGGCUGUUCAAGGUCUCGCUGAGCAAGCCAGAUGAACUGGAGUCGCUCAUGGACCAGCAGACAUACGACAAGUACCUCGAGGAUUCACACUGACGCUGACUCCAUCAUCAAAACACUCGGUUACGUUCAGAUUAUUUAGUGGAAUUUUCGCUGAUAAUGUACAUCGUAUUAUAGCUUUGACAAUAUGUACAUUAUGCGAGCUUCUGUUGCUGUUGUAACUCUUUGAAAUUUGUAUAACGCCCGUGUCACUACCAAAGAAUUGUAACCGAGUUUAUGAUCAAGCUAAAAAGAAAACUGAAAAUAUUAGUUGUGAAUCUGUAACAUAAUUUUAUUAAAUAUAUUUUAAGU
Danaus plexippus (monarch butterfly) is the source of this 894-nucleotide messenger RNA. Its product is annotated as glycine cleavage system H protein, mitochondrial-like. Gene Ontology annotation, cellular component: mitochondrion; glycine cleavage complex; cytoplasm. The record is from RefSeq and is a predicted model, not a curated record. NCBI's taxonomy places the organism in Eukaryota, Metazoa, Arthropoda, Insecta, Lepidoptera, Nymphalidae. Bases 178 to 639 code for a protein of 153 amino acids. Gene Ontology annotation, biological process: protein lipoylation; glycine decarboxylation via glycine cleavage system. The transcript has 5 exons.